Messenger RNA from Symphalangus syndactylus (siamang), 2106 nucleotides. RefSeq names its product cyclin L1 (gene CCNL1). Gene Ontology annotation, biological process: regulation of transcription by RNA polymerase II. NCBI's taxonomy places the organism in Eukaryota, Metazoa, Chordata, Mammalia, Primates, Hylobatidae. Gene Ontology annotation, molecular function: cyclin-dependent protein serine/threonine kinase regulator activity. The record is from RefSeq and is a predicted model, not a curated record.
AAUAUCCGUCGCGUCGAGAACGCUGGUUAGUCUUGUUUCGGGUUCCGGCUGCGUUGGGCUUGCGUGCGGCUCGCUAAGACUAUGGCGUCCGGGCCUCAUUCGACAGCUACUGCUGCCGCCGCCGCCUCAUCGGCCGCUCCAAGCGCGGGCGGCUCCAGCUCCGGAACGACGACCACGACGACGACCACGACGGGAGGGAUCCUGAUCGGCGAUCGCCUGUACUCGGAAGUUUCACUUACCAUCGACCACUCUCUGAUUCCGGAGGAGAGGCUCUCGCCCACCCCCUCCAUGCAGGACGGGCUCGACCUGCCCAGCGAGACGGACUUACGCAUCCUGGGCUGCGAGCUCAUCCAGGCUGCCGGCAUUCUCCUCCGGCUGCCGCAGGUGGCGAUGGCAACGGGGCAGGUGUUGUUUCAUCGUUUUUUCUACUCCAAAUCUUUCGUCAAACACAGUUUCGAGAUUGUUGCUAUGGCUUGUAUUAAUCUUGCAUCAAAAAUCGAAGAAGCACCUAGAAGAAUAAGAGAUGUGAUUAAUGUAUUCCACCACCUCCGCCAGUUAAGAGGAAAAAGGACUCCAAGCCCCCUGAUCCUUGAUCAGAACUACAUUAACACCAAAAAUCAAGUUAUCAAAGCAGAGAGGAGGGUGCUAAAGGAGUUGGGAUUUUGUGUUCAUGUCAAGCAUCCUCAUAAGAUCAUUGUUAUGUAUUUACAAGUCUUAGAAUGUGAACGUAAUCAAACCCUGGUUCAAACUGCCUGGAAUUACAUGAAUGACAGUCUUCGAACCAAUGUGUUUGUUCGAUUUCAACCAGAGACUAUAGCAUGUGCUUGCAUCUACCUUGCAGCUAGAGCACUUCAGAUUCCAUUGCCAAGUCGUCCCCAUUGGUUUCUUCUUUUUGGUACUACAGAAGAGGAAAUCCAGGAAAUCUGCAUAGAAACGCUUAGGCUUUAUACCAGAAAAAAGCCCAACUACGAAUUACUGGAAAAAGAAGUAGAAAAAAGAAAAGUAGCCUUACAAGAAGCCAAAUUAAAAGCAAAGGGAUUGAAUCCAGAUGGAACUCCAGCCCUUUCAACCCUAGGUGGAUUUUCUCCAGCCUCCAAGCCAUCAUCGCCAAGAGAAGUAAAAGCUGAAGAGAAAUCACCAAUCUCCAUUAAUGUGAAGACAGUCAAAAAAGAACCUGAGGAUAGACAACAGGCUUCCAAAAGCCCUUACAAUGGUGUAAGAAAAGACAGCAAGAGAAGUAGAAAUAGCAGAAGUGCAAGUCGAUCAAGGUCAAGAACACGAUCACGUUCUAGAUCACAUACUCCAAGAAGACACUAUAAUAAUAGGCGGAGUCGAUCUGGAACAUACAGCUCGAGAUCAAGAAGCAGGUCCCGCAGUCACAGUGAAAGCCCUCGAAGACAUCAUAAUCAUGGUUCUCCUCACCUUAAGGUCAAGCAUACCAGAGAUGAUUUAAAAAGUUCAAACAGACAUGGUCAUAAAAGGAAAAAAUCUCGUUCUCGAUCUCAGAGCAAGUCUCGGGAUCACUCAGAUGCAGCCAAGAAACACAGGCAUGAAAGGGGACAUCAUAGGGACAGGCGUGAACGAUCUCGCUCCUUUGAGAGGUCCCAUAAAAGCAAGCACCAUGGUGGCAGUCGCUCAGGACAUGGCAGGCACAGGCGCUGACUUUCUCUUCCUUUGAGCCUGCAUCAGUUCUUGGUUUUGCCUAUCUGCAGUGUGAUGUAUGGACUCAAUCAAAACAUUAAACGCAAACUGAUUAGGAUUUGAUUUCUUGAAACCCUCUAGGUCUCUAGAACACUGAGGACAGUUUCUUUUGAAAAGAACUAUGUUAAUUUUUUUGCACAUUAAAAUGCCCUAGCAGUAUCUAAUUAAAAACCAUGGUCAGGUUCAAUUGUACUUUAUUAUAGUUGUGUAUUGUUUAUUGCUAUAAGAACUGGAGCGUGAAUUCUGUAAAAAUGUAUCUUAUUUUUAUACAGAUAAAAUUGCAGACACUGUUCUAUUUAAGUGGUUAUUUGUUUAAAUGAUGGUGAAUACUUUCUUAACACUGGUUUGUCUGCAUGUGUAAAGAUUUUUACAAGGAAAUAAAAUACAAAUCUUGUUUUUUCUAAA